AUGCCCUCCUUCGCAUGUCCCGACUAUUACGAAUGCCUCCAGGCCCAUGGCGGCAACGAGGAUGAAUGUGUGAAGCACGAUCUUUGCCACGGCAAAGGAAACCAUAGCCACCUACCAGAAGUCUCUUCAUCUUCUUCUUCGUCGACUUCCUCUUCUUCUACAUCAUCAUAUUCGUCGCCUUCAUCCUUGUCGCCUUCAUCGUCGUCGACUUCACCGACGCCAGCCACCGCCUCUAUUCUCGACCCCACCCAGGCACCCGGCAGCAGCUAUGACAAUACGGCCACGACGUCAGGGCCCUCGACCGUGUCUUCGCACCAACCUCAUAUCCCUCCUUGGACCAUUGCCUUGAUCAUCGGGGCCGGACUUCACGUUUUGGCAUUCUUUGUGUCGCUCUUCAUCUUCUGCGCAAAGGAGCGGCGAAGACACCAUGAAACGGGCGAGAAGCCAAGCUACACCCGCGCCCUCAAACGCGCCGUCGUUGCCGCGACGGGCAUUGCUGUAAUCGCCUGGCUCGUCAACAAACUGCGCCCGAAGCCCAAGGGGCAGGUCGAGGACGACGCAUACAAGCAGAUCGAGGUGUAUGUCACGCACAAAGAGGCAAACGUCGAAAAGCACCAGCCCCCGGAAUAUGAGGUGCACAGGGCGCCGUCGGUGGCUGCUGUACAGCGGAGCGUCUCCGUGAUCUCGUCACUGUCGGCGCAAAGUCGACGCAGUCAGGAGCGUUACUCGACGAGGUUGGAGCCGAGCCCAGUCUCGGAUACGCCUUCGCCAUUUCGGAUGCCAGAGCGCCCGCCUGGCGUACAGAUGAGGGCUUUGGGUACGGACGUGCGCCAUGGUUGGGAGCGAGGACCGAGGGAUGGGUGA
Molecule: messenger RNA, 864 nt
Organism: Anthostomella pinea
Lineage: Eukaryota; Fungi; Ascomycota; Sordariomycetes; Xylariales; Xylariaceae
Source: the annotation of a GenBank genome assembly